AUGGCUGACGGUCUCUGUUUCUUCUCUAAGGAUAGCUUCAUUAUAAAAAAUCCAAAGAGAAAUCCCCUGGUGUUGAGAAUGGUGGUUUUAAUCUUUGUUAUGGUCUGCGGGGUUUAUAUAUGUUCAGUUUGUCUAAGACAAUAUAGUGCACAUUCCAGCGAACGUCUAUUGAAAGUUCAAGUGGUCGAGAGGCCAUGUGAAGCACCUGUUGUUGAACCUUCAGAAAAACCUUACGUGCAUUUUCCCAAGCCGAAGACUUUCAGCAGGUCCGAGUGCGCAUGCAAUCCCGUGCGUUAUUUUGCAAUUCUGUCCACCCAAAGGUCCGGGAGUGGAUGGUUUGAGACAUUGUUGAACAGUCAUAUUAACAUAAGCUCCAAUGGGGAAAUCUUCUCGGUUAAGGUUCGGAGGAGUAAUGUAUCAACAAUAGUGGAAACUUUGGAUAAUAUCUAUAAUCUAGACUGGCUUACUAGUGCCUCCAAGAAUGAGUGUACAGCUGCCGUUGGAUUGAAAUGGAUGCUUAAUCAGGGUUUAAUGCAGCACCAUGAAGAGAUAGUGGAAUACUUCAAUACUAAAGGUGUUUCAGCAAUUUUUCUCUUCAGAAGAAAUCUUUUGCGCCGGAUGAUUUCAAUACUUGCUAAUACCUAUGAUCAGAAUGCUAAACUGCUGAACGGGACACACAAAUCUCAUGUUCAUUCAACCCACGAGGCCGAGAUACUUGCUAGAUAUAAACCUACACUCAAUACAACAUUGCUGAUACCCAAUCUGAGGCAGGUGGACGAGAUGGUUAUGAAAUCUUUAGAAUAUUUCAAAAGCACUCGACGUAUGAUCAUUUACUAUGAGGACAUAAUAAAGAACGAAACUAAAUUGAUGGACGUUCAGGAUUUUCUAAAGGUUCCACGAAGGAACCUGAAUAGUCGUCAGGCUCAACCAACCAACACAGUUACUACUAGAAAACCAGGCCUUGUUGCCUCAGUACAAUGUCAUGGUGGGAGAGGAUAUUAUUCUAUGCGGGAAGUGAUGAAGGCUCGGGGCUCAAAAGGAUCGAUUAAUUAUCAUACAGAGGAUGACUUGACUGAGUAUUCACCGGUAUAUAUAGCACCCCAGGUGGGUUUGAAGGAAGCUGACAAGAUCAUAAUGUUGCCAGGGCAACCAAAAGUGGACUUUGCUCAGUAUUCGGGCUAUGUGACUGUUGAUCGUAGGGCCGGUCGAGCACUCUUUUAUUAUUUUACCGAGUCUGAGGAUCCUUCCAGCAAGCCUCUAGUUUUGUGGCUGAAUGGAGGACCGGGGUGCUCAUCGAUAGCAGGUGGAGCAAUGACUGAACUUGGACCAUUCCGGGUGAAUAGCGAUGGUAAAACUCUAUGGUAUAACAAAUACGCUUGGAACAAUUUGGCAAAUGUUCUCUACUUGGAAUCCCCAGCUGGCGUCGGAUUUUCUUACUCGAAUACAUCUAUGGAUCAUGAUGAUAAACAGACUGCAGUAGAUUCGUAUACCUUUUUAGUGAACUGGUUAGAAAGAUUUCCAGAAUACAAAACCCGGGAUUUUUACAUAACUGGAGAGAGUUAUGCAGGUCAUUAUGUGCCUCAACUUGCUGAUUUAAUCCUAGAAAAAAACAAAAUCAUGAACCAAACGGUCAUCAAUUUAAAAGGAAUUGCCAUUGGGAAUGCAUAUAUUGAUCUUGAGGAUGAGUAUAAUGGCAUUUAUGACUAUUUCUGGACACAUGCUAUGAUGUCGGAUGAACAUCACGAGGCGAUUGCAUCAACGUGCAAUUUUUCUUCGUCAAACUCCAUAUCAACAGCCUGUAAUGCAGUUCUUGAUAAAACAGAUGCUGAUAGAGGCAAUGUCUUCUUUUACGAUAUUUAUGCUCCCUUGUGUAUUUCUUCAUCUUCAAAUUCUCCCUCGAAACAGAGUUCAGGAUUCGAUCCCUGCUCGGGGGAUUAUGUCUUCACCUACUUAAACACUCCUGAAGUGCAAAAGGAACUUCAUGCCAAUGUCACUGGAAUUCCUGGACCAUGGGACUCUUGCAACGACACCAUAUUUCUUAAUUGGAAGGACAUGCCGGACACAGUACUACCUACAAUUAAGAAACUGAUGGGUAGUGGACUUCGCGUUUGGAUCUACAGUGGAGAUACAGAUGGUAGAGUGCCAGUGACAGCAACUCAGUAUUCACUUACGAAAAUCGGCGCCCCUGUAAAGACUCCAUGGUACCCUUGUUACCUCCAUGGUGAGGUUGGAGGUUAUGUAGUUCAAUACCAGAAUCUGACAUUUGUGACUGUACGAGGAGCAGGACAUUUUGUCCCGAGUUACCAGCCUGAGCGUGCACUAACCUUCUUCUCGUCCUUCUUAGAGGGAAAGCUUCCUCCAGGCACAACUAAAUAA
This is a messenger RNA of Fraxinus pennsylvanica, 2376 nucleotides long. The record is from the annotation of a GenBank genome assembly. NCBI's taxonomy places the organism in Eukaryota, Viridiplantae, Streptophyta, Magnoliopsida, Lamiales, Oleaceae.